Messenger RNA from Lichtheimia ornata, 1347 nucleotides. RefSeq lists its product as uncharacterized. NCBI's taxonomy places the organism in Eukaryota, Fungi, Mucoromycota, Mucoromycetes, Mucorales, Lichtheimiaceae. The record is from RefSeq and is a predicted model, not a curated record. The transcript has a single exon. Bases 1 to 1347 code for a protein of 448 amino acids.
AUGACAAGCCGUACAAGAAGAGCCGCAUCUGCUGGUAGCAACCAACCACCUGCUGAGAAUCGGCAAGAAGACCAUGAUAUGGCUGAAGCAUCGCAAGACACAAAUCAAGCUGCUACAGAGCAAGAAACUACAAACACUCAAGAUGUACCUCAACCUUCUGGUGCCACUCAACAGCAACAAACCCCUGUUUCAGAACCUCAACCACCUGUUCAGCACCCACAAGUCGAUACAAUCCUUGUUCAACUUAACGAACGCGUGGAGCAAACAGCAAGAGACCUGUUGCAAGCACAAGGAAAAUCACAAGCCGAGCACGAAGAAGCCAUGCGUCAUCACCGUCAAGCGCAAGAAGCUCGCUCAGCUUAUCAGCAUACCCUUAUCCAUGGCCAUUCUCGUAAGGAGGAUCAAAUAGUACCCGCCAACAUGCCAAUGUUGCAGAUCAAGGGAGGCCCUAUGAGAGAUGCAAGCAAAACAAUCCAUGAGUCCGUACAAGCAUUCUGUAGUGCUUUUGAGGCACAGCUCAGGAGCCGUUCGUUGGACCUCAACCGCCACUGGGAAAGGUUGAUCUGGACCACCCUGGAUUCUCAACAAAUACAAUGGGCAACGCAACGUCUUGCUGGUCGUGAUUACACAUGGGAACAAGCUCAAGUCGAAAUUCAACGCAUGUAUGGUAAUCCACUAUACAUUUAUCGCAAGCAAUUUGAGCUUUCAAGAAAGUUCCAACGCCCAGGCCAAUCAUUGAAAUUACACACCGAAGAAUGGCAAGAGUUGGCGUAUGAAGCAAACUGUGAACCAAGUCCCCAGACGACAUUUAAUUAUGUCAACUCCCUACUCAAGCCGGUACGCGAAACCAUUUGGCCCAUUUUGUCAACCAAGUUCGAGUUAAACCUGCCUUCGUCAAUCAAUGAGGUGGCUCAACUCGCCAUUGGAGCCAUGGGAGAGUACAUGGAGGAUGGAUAUGAACAAGUAACACCUAUUGCACGCAAGCGGCAACACAUGGGUAAUCAAGAUGGCACGUUCAAAAGACGUCAAUAUGGAAACUGCCCUGUGCACCCCAAGGGUAGUCAUGCAGCAAACGAUUGUCUCGUUUUACGUCAACUUAAUCAAGGUCGGCAACAAACAUCUCAACACGCACCCAUCAAGGACAAGGGUCCACGUUUGUGCAGAUAUUGCAAAAAGGCACCUUAUCAACCAGGGCACAAGUGCUCAGAGUAUUAUCAACAACGAAAAGUCGUACACAAUCGUAGCAUCAACGUCAAUCAAACAUCGUCGUCUCGCGAUCAAGCGAUUUUGGAUCACCUGUUGCCCGUCAAUCUUGAGAAGAUGGAUAUCACUGGUACGCACAUUUGA